AUGAACCACAAGACCCAGAACGGCGUCGUCAAAGCCCAGAAGGCCGCGAUCAAGGUCGCGAAUUACCAGGGCCGCGACGACCGCGCGACGUCCGAGCAGGUCAUGGACCCGCGCACGCGCCUCAUCCUCUUCAAGCUCCUGUCGCGCGGCGUCUUCGAGUGCAUCGACGGCUGCCUGUCGACGGGCAAGGAGGCGAACGUCUACUACGCGCGCGGCGGCCCCCAGGCCGCCGCGCUCGCGGAAGCCGCGGGCGAUGCCGCGGGCGCCGCGGCCGUCGCGGACCUCGCGGUGAAGAUCUACAAGACGUCCAUCCUCGUCUUCAAGGACCGCCAGCGCUACGUCGACGGCGAGCACCGCUUCCGCAACGGCUACUCCAAGGGCAAGAACCCGCGGAAGAUGGUGCAAUUGUGGGCGGAGAAGGAGCUGCGCAACUACAAGCGCCUCGUGGCCUGCGGCGUGCGCGCGCCGAGGCCCGUGCUCCUCAAGGGCAACGUGCUCGUCAUGGAAUUUAUUGGACACGACGGCUGGCCCGCGCCGCGGCUCCGCGACGCGACGCUCAACGAGCGGCGCGUCCGCGAGGCCUACUGGCAGACGUGCCGCGCGAUGCGCGUCAUGUACAAGCGCUGCCGGCUCGUCCACGGCGACCUGAGCGAGUACAACCUGCUCUGGCACGACAAGGAGGUCGUCGUCAUCGACGUGUCGCAGUCCGUCGAGCACGACCACCCGCGCGCGUCGGAGUUCCUCCGCAAGGACUGCGCGAACGUCAACGACUUCUUCGGCAAG
Aureococcus anophagefferens is the source of this 783-nucleotide messenger RNA. RefSeq lists its product as hypothetical. The transcript has a single exon. Gene Ontology annotation, biological process: protein phosphorylation. The annotation marks the transcript as partial. Gene Ontology annotation, molecular function: protein serine/threonine kinase activity; ATP binding. Lineage: Eukaryota; Pelagophyceae; Pelagomonadales; Pelagomonadaceae. The record is from RefSeq and is a predicted model, not a curated record.